AUGGUAUCAUCUGUUGACAUGAUCUACUGGGAGUUACUCGAUGAAUUCUGCUGGAGACCGCGGUCAACAAUUGCAGAGAGGGUCCACAACGUCACCACGAUUCCAGAGAAGCAUAGAGAGCGCGAGAGGUUCGUACGCCUCAAGAUCCGCCACCUUCAGGAAUACUAUACCGAGCUUGGAGAAGAAUCAACAGUCGAAUAUGAGGAAGAGGGGUUUACAAAACCACAAGAGACUUUCGACCAUGGGACGAGGUGUGCUGAAUCAUGUACUUCACUCCCUUUUACAGCCCUGGGCGCAGGAAGCCACGUCUAUUUACCGCUUUGUAUUGGUCUCUUUUCACUGGGCUGCGUGGUUGGCCUUAUAGCGAAGAGGAUUAUCGUCAGGUGA
Molecule: messenger RNA, 387 nt
Organism: Aspergillus fumigatus Af293
Lineage: Eukaryota; Fungi; Ascomycota; Eurotiomycetes; Eurotiales; Aspergillaceae
Exons: 1
Coding region: 1-387 (128 amino acids)
Source: RefSeq, a predicted model, not a curated record